GAGUCAUGGAAAAUUGUCGUGCUUGAACUGAAAUUUGUUCAAGUAAAAGCCCAAGCCACUCAAUUUAUGGGUGUUCAGGCAAGCCCAAUGGGCUCUGUUUUACUUCUUCCACUCAAUCCAGGUUAAGGAACCCUAAAUUGUUCAGAAAGCCCUAGACUGAAUUGUUCAGGUCACCCAACAAGGAGAUCAGAAAAGUUUCAAAGUGCUUUGAAAUUCAAGGGACCUUAUGAGAUAUGUUCUGGGUUUUAUGGGAAUCGAUCUUGAAUUGAGUGAGAGAUACUGUUCUAUCCCUUGGAGUUGCCCAUUUGAGAUACUGGGAGUUUUCAAGGGCUUCUACUGACAUGGAGAGAGCUGCAUUCACAAAGUUUACUGUCAGUGCUGCCUAUUAUGUAUAAAGUGACUGAUUAAAGAAAGAAGAAAAUUCAGACGGAUCAGCAAUGGCGGUGACGCACGCGGACCUGGCGCCGGGCAGGGGAAGCACCGAACUGGGCAGCAAAAUGGGAGCCUUCCUCAUCAUCCUCACCAUCCUCUGCGGCCUCCUCUGUUUCAUCCUCUGUCUCAUCGCCGAAUCCACCCGUUCCCAGGUGAGAUGGAUGGUGGGGAGGAAGGGGGGCGUGGAUGAAUGUGUGUACAGCGGGAGCGGGAAGACGGCGCUGGUGUGCGGGGCGAGUGCGUUCUUGGUCCUGGCGGCGGCGAUGGUGGUAGAGCACUUCUACCUGCUGGUCGCCGUCAGUAAAUCGGCGUCGCCGCCUCUCCUUGCCUGGGACCCCACCUCCGCUCCGGCCAGGGCUCUCUCUUGGCAAGCUGGCUUCUUCUUCGUUGCCACCUGGGCAUGCUUUGCGGUGGGGGAGAUACUGUUGCUGAUAGGAGUGAGCGUGGAGUCGGGUCAUCUAAAGGGAUGGUCCACCCCACGACCCACUUGCCUGGUGCUCCGGCAGGGCCUGUUCUCGGCGGCCGGCGUGUUGGGGCUGGCCACCGUCUUCCUCGCCGCCGGUCUGUACAUAACGGCGCUGCGGGUGCAGAGGAUGUGCCAAGAGCAGGAAAAUGUGCGGCAGGAGGUGCUAGCGGCGUCCGCCUUCUAUGCCUCCCCGCCCGCGUCCCCUCGGCGCCACCCCCUCGCGCCCAUUGCCGGAGAGAAUCACGAUCGCAUCGGACAUAUGAAUGGUCGCAGUGAGGAGAGGCCGUCUUCAACAUCAGUGUCCCAAUUGCAGCAAUCCACGAUGAGUGCUUUCGGCAAGCAGUACUCCAAUUUAGUUUAAAGCAAUUUCAAAGGAGGGAUUAAUUGGUGCCUCUCUGCAGUGAGUGGUAAAAGAGCUUGCAGAAACUGUAGAUAAUUUGUACAUUCCCGGAAAUGGAUUAUUUGUUUUAAUUUUGUACCAAAAAAGAAAACAUUAUUAUUAUUUUGAACAAGUCAAUUGGUACUUUUAACCAGUUUGCUCAAGUGACAAGAAUGAAAUUGAGCUUUAGAAAUCUCAA
Messenger RNA from Malania oleifera, 1476 nucleotides. RefSeq lists its product as uncharacterized. The transcript is spliced from 4 exons. The coding region runs from base 438 to 1259 and encodes 273 amino acids. The record is from RefSeq and is a predicted model, not a curated record. NCBI's taxonomy places the organism in Eukaryota, Viridiplantae, Streptophyta, Magnoliopsida, Santalales, Ximeniaceae.